AUGUUUUUGUGUUUAUUUGCGGUUCUCUUUUAUUUAUUUAUUUAUUUAUUAUUAUUAUUUUGUGUGUCUUUCAUUUCUUUUUGUCGCUUUAAUUUUCCCCUCUCACUGAAGGCAGCAACGGGCGCAAGAGGUCACUCUCCUGGGCAGUGGGCGAAGGCGAAGUAUUGUAUGCCCCACGUAUUAUUUUCUUCCCUUCCCCGCGUGGCGGCGGAUGCGCUGCGAUACGAGGAGCAAGAAAAGGACGAAGAGGGUACGGAGUUGAUCGCUCACAACAACGAAAUGGACUUCUUCAUGGACGACUACGUUUCGUUGGAUGUGGCGAAAGCAAAUGCCACCGCCGCCAGCAAAUCUGCUGAGGACGAAGAGGCAAUGAUCCCACCAAGAAGUAUUGCGCAGCCCAGGCAGUCUUGUGAGAAGAAUGAAGGUGUUUUUGCUCUCGACUGUGACGUGUGUCUGCAGCUCUCUGGAGCGGCUGACGAGGGAAGUGGAGGGAGAUUUAUCAUUCGUGUUCCAGCGGCUUUGCCAGUAUCUAAUCCCUCCAUUUCCGUUACUCCAUGCCCCAUUAAUGAAACCACAGCACGCCAAAUGAAGCCAAUGUGUGGCAAAGAUACAAUGGUUGGUGUAGAGGAGGUAACUGUACUUGACGCUGGUGCUGCUUGGACAGCACGCGGUGAAGGAUAUAUGAAUGGUGAGGUGUCAGAAGAAGAGGAUGGGGCUGCGUUCCGCUCUUCUUGCUAUUCAAUCAACAGUUAUGCUCAGCACGGAUCAAUAAUACCAAAAACAAUAUUGAUGCCAAGCAAUAAUUGUGAACAUUUAAUCAAUGCAGGCAAUGUUACGAUUACUGUUUCUGCUGAAGAACAAAAACAAGCCAGGGGAGGGGAAUGUGUUGUGGUACAUGCCAUGAAACUUCCUCUAAACUUUGUUCUUGGCUUACGGUUAUCCUUUGGGCUGGAACGAGCCCUUGUGAAAUGUUAUCAGGAGAACAGGACAUCAUCAGCACCGCCUCCUGUAUGGCUUUCUGCCUUUUUGUAUACGACGGCUCUGCGCUGUGAGACCUUCACGAGCCCAAUUUCCACCUUAUCUCCCUCGAUGUGUCAAGAGUGGUUAGGGGAAUCAACUGCAGUGGCGACACUAGAGGGCUUUUGUAUUGUGGCCCUCAAUAUAAUUGCUCAAAUGGGACAUCUGCACCGACAAAAGUUACAAGAAACGGACGAUAUUGACGAAACAACGAUGGCACAGAGUGGUUUAUUGCACGGCAAUCAACUGUUUUCUGCUUCACAGAAAGAACGUGUACGGCGAUGGCUGCAACGUUAUAUUCCAAUGGAGGCCUAUGACAGAAGCGAGGAGAGUGAGAAAACUCUCCGAAGGUCACCUGGGUGUUUUCUAUGGCCUUCCGCUGUGACAGUUGUCUUUCAUAUAGCACUGGACUUGGCCAAAUUUUUGUUCCCUUCGUUGUUAUUGAAUCUGGAGUCUACAAUCCUGGCUGCCCUGCAGCCACUUCUGGAAGCACGCACUGUGGGGUCGAUGUCGACUCCCUCUCUGUAUGUGUCGUCUCCCGUUCUUUCUCCCUCCACCCCGUCACUGCGGUGGCCACAGAGCCGCAGACAGGCUUUGUUGUUGCUAACGCAAUUUCCUUCCGCAUGGUGGAGUUGGUGGCGUCGAAACAAAAACGAUGAAAAGAGCAAUAACGACUGUGGUAUCAGCGCCAUUUGCGCGUCAAGGGGGUACGCUGCUCUUCGAGUUUUGCAGUGCUUCACAUGCAGUUGUUUGCAGUCCACCCCUGAUGAGUCCUGUCAUCUCGUGGAGGACGACGACGAAGAAGAGUGUGAAGUGGCACAAUUUCUUCUUUCAGCAGAAGCGUUAUUUGCAGAACUUCUUUUGGAUCGUGAGGUAGCAAACGUAAUUGAUCGCACCAGAAAGGGAAUCACCUGGCUUUACCACACUUCAUUGGAAAGGCUUAAGAGCAGGGACGCUGUAACCUUGCCCUUACAGACAACACGUGCCUCGAUGCGCUAUCUUCUUGUACUCGUCUGUUGGUUGACUUUCCGCCCCAAAGGUUAUUGCACGACACUGGCUCAACAUCAUUUUGGUUCGCUGUUGCGCCUUGCCGCCAUGCAUCACGAACGGUGCCAGUCAGAGCAUCUUUUUAAUGUGAAGUUAGAAGAAGAGGGAGAGACAAUGGAUCGCGAACAGAUGUUGUUGACGGUUUGCAGUCGCGAGUACCUCCUGUUACUCUCCAAUUUGCUUCGCCAUCUACGUGACCGAUGUGGAACGCGACGGCACAGAGGAGAUUACGCAACCUCACCACGGGAAAAUCCAUGGCAACAGCUGCGUCAAGGUAAGAUGUCCAGCCGGUUAUUUGCGAAUGAUGAAGACGGGACGACAAACACCUCCCACAGCCAUCCCUCCGUGGCUUCUUUUAGCACCACGAAUGCCGCGACUGAAUCUCUCCUUGCACCUCAGCCGCCAACGGCGCAACGCACCGCAAUUCUGCAUAACGAUGCCCUUUCGUCCCGUUCACUUUAUACUCUUCGGCGUGUUAUUCGUGCAAUGUGCCACGUUAUUCGUCGACUUGAACGGGACGUGCUUGAGGCGUAUGACACGUCGGCAUUAACUUCUCUUGGUACCAAAAGAAUGCGCAAUUUGGAAGAAAACACUUUUUCAAAUUUGCGGGUUUCCGUUAGUGAACUGAACUUUGGCGUAACGCCUUAUUUUGCGCGUCAUUUAUGCAGCCAGCCAAACGGUCGUUUCUGGGAGUGGCACCUGGAAACCAGUGAGUCCAGUGACGAAGACGCAACCGACACUUCCGCCAGCGGAAGCGGAUGA
This is a messenger RNA of Trypanosoma cruzi, 2826 nucleotides long. RefSeq lists its product as uncharacterized. Lineage: Eukaryota; Euglenozoa; Kinetoplastea; Trypanosomatida; Trypanosomatidae. The transcript has a single exon. The record is from RefSeq and is a predicted model, not a curated record. Bases 1 to 2826 code for a protein of 941 amino acids.